This is a messenger RNA of Vitrella brassicaformis, 3056 nucleotides long. The record is from the annotation of a GenBank genome assembly. NCBI's taxonomy places the organism in Eukaryota, Vitrellaceae.
GCUUGAUGGACUGAUGUCAAUGAUUCGAACAACCUACCGCACGUAUCAAGGUCAAUUGAGGGAGAGAAGAGAAAUGUGUCUGCGCCAUCGCCAUAAUCAUCAAUCACAGUCACGAUGUGCAAUACACACACUGCGGACUACAGAGAGAAAGACAGAAGACAGACAGAGAGGGAGAGGGUUGAGAGAGAGGGAGGAAGGGAGAGACGACUCAGCUCCCAUUUACCCGAACCACAGCAAUUGACAGACACACCGACAGGCAGCUAGAGGCGGUGCUAUGAUACACAUCAGGCCACCCCCCCACCCCUGCCCACCCCCCCAGCCCCCCACCUCAAAAGCAGACGCACAUAUUACCCACACCCUCUCUCUCAGAGUAGCAGUGAGGUGAGUGGCACCUCUCCAUCCAUCCAUUCAUCCAUCGGCAGAGCCGUGCGCUCAUGACUCAGCUGACUGCUCUGCCCAGACACAUACAAAGAGACAUCGUAUGUGUGUGUGGGGGGCGGGGGAUUGGCUGAAAGGGGAUGAAUGUGUGGAUAAGGCUGGUGGGAUGGAAAUGGACUCAACUCACUCACCCUCUCAGUGGACCGAAAGACUAGAUGAGUCGCCAGGCGCCACACAGACAGACAGACAGACACUCAGGCAGACAGGCAGGCAGGCAGGUACACAGGCAGACCAUUUUGAUUCAAUCAACGAGAUCUGAGGGCCUUGCCUUGUGUAGAGCCGCGAAAAAAGGUCAACCGCGAUGGAUGGAUGCCCGCCCGCCCGCCCCACACACGCACCGUUCUUGGUGCCGCCCAUGCUAGAAUGACUCCUCUCUCCCUCCCUCCCUCUCUCCCUCCCUCCCUCCCACAAUCACAACAAAAGCCCACCGAUCCACCCACCGGUGACCGACACGCAUAUAUGUAUGCAUCAGCGACGCGGCAAACACAUACGCGGCAAACACAUACCACCGGCCCCUCUCGCCCCUCCUCACACAUGGCCGUCGCUGGCCGCGUGUGUGCCGCCCUCGGCGCCGCCCCCGUGUAUCAGCACGUCCACCGCCACCGCCCCCUCUUCAUGCGAUCGCCGCCUCCUCCCCCUCACAACCACGCCCACACCCACACCGCCAUCACGAGAGUCCUCCGCCCCAUCGUCGCCGCCGCCAGCACCAGACCCACCACUUCCACCCAGACCAGCGAUGCUGCUGCCGUCCUGCAUUCGGUCCCAGUGCCAUGGCGGUGAGCUUGCGCCAGCGUUGCGCACUGAUGACGAGCUGGCGGGCUCGGAGUCGGUGCUCAUCACUCGGUGAAGGGCUGUCAGGCGGCCGAGCGAUGAGCGAGAGCUGGUGUGUGGGUGGCCGCCUGGGGCGGGCGACACUCGUGUGGAUGGAUGGCCGUGGCUGCGCGGGUGAGGGUGACCCAAAGGCUGCAUGCCCAGCCCUCCGACCGCUGCCGAAGGCUCUCCUGCCGGCGAGCCGACUCCUUCGGCCCUCUGAGAGGACGAAGACACGAACGGGGGCGGGACGUAGCCAGAGGCAGGGGCGGCGGCCUGCCCCGAUGAGGACGCUGACGCAGGGGCGGCGGGGGUGGGGCUGCUGGCGAACAUCCAGGGGAAAAUGGUGCUGGCCGACGAGAUGGUCGGCGCCCGGCUGGCAGACGAGCCCAGCCCCUCGUGCGGCGGCCCGUCAGGCAGCUCACCAUAGCCACUAGAGGCGUCCGCGUCCCCCGCCUCCCCCAUCGCUGCUGUGCCAUGGGUGCCGAGGAUGCCCGCCAGGAAUCUGCCUGCGUUGGGGGACACCUCUCGGGUGGACGGGGGCGGCUGGUCUGCCUGGCCGUCGGUCUGUGCGUUGCUGUCGCCUCCUGCGGAGCGUGGCUCGCUGGACCUGACGCUCAUAUUGCAGUUGGGGCAGAUGGCCUUUUGCCGCAGCCAGAGGUUGAUGCAGGCCGUGUGGAACUGGUGCGGGCAGUUGGGCAGAGACGUCACCAUCUGACCCACACAGAUGUGGUCCUGCAGGCAGACACAGAAAGGGCAAUGGAGGGAGGGAGGGAAAGGCUGUGCUUCUGCUGUGCGGUGCGCACCCCACCGCAGGUACCUGGCAGAUUGUGCAGAAGUCGCAUCCGAUCUCUGCUGGGUCGUGCAAAACCUGCACACACACACACACACACGCGCGCGCGCAAGCGCCACACAGAUUAACAGCACGAUCGGCCCUGUCGACGCACUCGCUCGCCCGCUUCACUAACCGUUGACCGCAGCUGCUGCAGCUCGCGUGAGUCGAGCCCGGUGCCAGGGUUGAAGAAGGACAGCGUCUCGAGCCGCCGCCAGUUGAGGAACAUCUCGAGGGAUAUCACGAUGGCCAGGCAGCCGAAGAGGAUGGGCAGAGCGACGAGGAGGUAGGGGGGGAACCCCGGCAAAAAGAAGCUCUGGAUGGCCGUGGUGCAGUUGUACAGAAUCCACACCACAAACGCCACGCAGAUCUUGCGGUUCCAUAUCCUCAUCCCAUACGCGUAGGCGAUGCCGCUGAGGGGCAGCAGGUUGGUCACGAAGACGUAACAGAAAAAGAUUAUGAGGUCCCCGGUGUUGGCGAAGGGCAGCCGUGAGAUGCCCCCGCACGCCAGCGUCAUCUCGAGCUGCAUCUGCAGGGAGCUCAUCAUGACGGCGUGGAACCGCAGCGCCCCCAGAAGGGCGAAGUAGAAGGGGAGGAAGCUGAGGUGCGCCACCCACAGCUGGCCGGUCUGGAUGGCGACGAGCACGAUAAUGGGGGCGAGGAGGAAGAGGCACCCCCCGAUGCGUGUGAUGCCUCCCGGACAGGCCAAGGCGCACAUGCAGGCGAAUCCCACGGGCAGGAAGACCCAGUCGAGGCCAAUCUCGGGAAAAAGCCACGUGCGGGCGCCAAGGAAGGCCGGGAACAGCACGAACGCGUUAAACGACACCAGCGCCGUCACCACCAGAGUCCGCCGGAUCACCGACACACGAAGUCCGGUCCCAAACUCAUCCAUAGCAGAGCUCUCAGGUCCAAUUGACUCAGCUAACCUUCUCAGCUUCACCUUCUCCUCCCCCUUUCGCCACCAGCAGAUUCGCCG